This is a messenger RNA of Polyodon spathula (Mississippi paddlefish), 2063 nucleotides long. RefSeq names its product protein phosphatase 1L. Gene Ontology annotation, cellular component: cytosol; nucleus. The transcript is spliced from 4 exons. The coding region runs from base 973 to 2055 and encodes 360 amino acids. The record is from RefSeq and is a predicted model, not a curated record. NCBI's taxonomy places the organism in Eukaryota, Metazoa, Chordata, Actinopteri, Acipenseriformes, Polyodontidae. Gene Ontology annotation, molecular function: cation binding; protein serine/threonine phosphatase activity. Gene Ontology annotation, biological process: positive regulation of canonical NF-kappaB signal transduction; protein dephosphorylation; negative regulation of canonical NF-kappaB signal transduction.
GGCAUCAAAUAUUAAGCAAUAUUUGUUUUUGUGUCGGGGUAAAUACUGUGGUUAUGUACUACAUUCUUGUAAGAAUUGUACUAGUAGUACUUGUUUGUAGGUGUAAAUUCCAGGAUAUUUUAAUUUGAAAGUGUAGUUAAUAUAGAAUAGUUUAUCAGACACACAAAACUGCCGUCCUUUCUCUGGAAUAUAAAGUAUACUUAAACAUCACAAAUGCAACAUUUAUUGUUAGCUGGAAUCAGUUCUUUGUCACAGUACCUAACUUAUACCCCUUUGAUGGUCAUGCACUUUGCACCUUUCCGCUUGCCGUCCGAAUCAUUUCUAGUAGAAUGUGCCAAACAAAAUAUAAAGGGCGUCGUACAGGCAUUCAGUACAUUUCAAGAAUAUAAGUCUUUUGAUGUAUAUGUUAACCAAUGUUAAUAAAACAAAUACAUAAAUAAAUAAAAAGCGGCAUAAUAGCAGUUCUGAUAAUAGUAGGUUUUAGGGGACUCAAUGUGUGAUCCCCAGCUGCACUCAAUGGAGUGCUCCACAGAGGGGAAUGCGGCAGCCUUGCUGUAACACUGACAGAUUGCAGGCGGGUAAGAGAAAGCUGAAAGGGUACCAGCUUCAUUUACAACGUAGCUUUAAACAAACGCGGCUCGUACGUCCAUGUACAAUAGUAUUUGACUCAAAGAUGAGUUUGCUGCUUUAAAACUUUAGAUAUUACAGUGACUAAUGCAAAUAGUAGGAUGUCAGCUGUAUCUCGGAAACUGAGCAUCUUGCCUAUAGCAUCCUCAGCACUGUUGUUUUGAGCAGAAGAAAAACAAAAAUAACAGAACAUCUGCGUUGACCUGGGGGCUAAAACACAACAUUGUUAUUGAUCUACAGCAUUACGAUUUGCUAUACAUCUUUCAGUUGCAAAAGUAUGAACUGAGUUAUUCAUGUAGUGAAGAACCUUUGUCACUAUCGUGUGUGUGUGAGUGUGUAAAUUAAAUGAUAGAAGAUACAAUGACUUUGUUGUCUCUCUUGGGUCGGAUCAUGCGUUAUUUCUUACUGAGACCGGAGACCUUGUUCCUGCUAUGCAUUAGCCUGGCCCUUUGGAGCUACUUCUUCCACACAGAUGAAGUGAAGACGAUUGUCAAGUCGAGCAGGGAUGCCGUGAAGAUGGUUAAAGGAAAGGUAGCGGAGAUUAUGCAGAAUGACAGACUGGGAGGUAUUGAUGUCCUGGAGGCUGAGUUCUCGAAAACCUGGGAAUUCAAAAGCCAUAAUGUGGCCGUGUAUUCGAUACAAGGCAGGAGAGAACACAUGGAAGACCGCUUUCGAGUCAUCACCGAUUUGGUCAACAAGACUCACCCGUCCAUAUUCGGAAUAUUUGACGGCCACGGAGGAGAGUCUGCAGCUGAAUAUGUGAAGACACACCUGCCUGAGGUUCUGAAGCAACAGCUGCUGAACUACGAGAAGGAUAAAGAGAACAGUGUGCUGUCUUACCAGAGUAUCCUAGAACAACACAUCCUUUCAAUCGACAAGGAGAUGCUCGAUAAACUGUCUGCCUCCUAUGAUGAAGCAGGGACCACGUGCUUGGUUGCAUUGUUAUCAGAUAAAGAACUGACAGUGGCUAAUGUUGGGGAUUCACGAGGAGUACUGUGUGACAAAGAUGGAAAUGCCAUCGCUUUAUCACACGAUCAUAAGCCCUAUCAACUGAAGGAAAGAAAAAGAAUCAAGAGAGCGGGGGGAUUCAUCAGCUUCAACGGCUCCUGGAGGGUUCAGGGCAUCCUCGCAAUGUCUCGGUCCCUGGGCGACUACCCCCUGAAGAACCUGAACGUCAUCAUCCCGGACCCGGACAUUCUGACCUUCGACCUCGACAAGCUGCAGCCCGAGUUUAUGAUCCUGGCUUCCGACGGACUGUGGGAUGCUUUCAGCAAUGAAGAGGCAGUGCGCUUCAUCAAAGAGAGAUUGGAUGAACCACAUUUUGGGGCCAAGAGCAUUGUAUUGCAGUCAUUCUACAGGGGUUGCCCCGAUAAUAUAACUGUCAUGGUUGUAAAAUUCAGAAACAGCAGCAAAACAGGAGACCAGUGAAAAUAUAU